AUGCCGAUCGACGCCGACGCUUACAUGGCAGGCGCCAUCCCCGCCCUCUCCCGUGGCGGGUCAUGGGUCCCGUACGACACAUCAGCCACUUCCCAAGCUACACCCACCAGUCCCGGCGCCGCCGGCAGCGCGCAUAUGCCAGUGAGCCAGCCCUCGAUCUACGCCGGUAUGCAACAGCAAGCGAUGGGCGGCUUCUUCCAGAAUCCGCUGAUGUUGGGCCGGAUGGCGGCUUUUGGCGGUUCUGCAACGGGCCCUCCGUCUGCCUCUACCGCGCCCGCGAGACCCGUGUUGAACAGAGGGGUCUCGGGUGGAGGUCUGCGGCGGUUGCCUGAAUCGCCCCAUCAUCGAGCGGGAACGGCGAGUGUGGCCGGUCAGAGCAGUCAGGGGAGUCAGCCAGGCAGCCCUUUGCGAUAUGGCGGGUGGUCAGGAGCAGGCGGACUACAGGGGGAGCCUGCGUCGGCCGGCGGUGCCGAGAGCUUACCGCUGAGCGAGGUUCAGCGGGAAGAGGAAAGGAGAAAGUCCCGCUCUCAACCCAGGAUGAAGCGCCCAGACCGGCUCGGGCUGAGUGUGACGAUCGAUGAGCGGGUCGGGUAUAGCCCGUCCAGUUCAGUGUAUAGGCCGUCACCACUUAGUGCGAGCUUUGCAGACAAGGAAGAUCGCUCACCCUUCUCUCCGCUUCACAAGUCGGCUCGUCCCACCCGUCCAGCACUCAGUCGGCGACACACCGAGCAGGUCGGGACACCCCCUCCGCCCCCGCCGUCAGCUCGCGUCAGAGUCGUGUCUAAUCCCCAUCAUUCUUUCGACAUGCGCAACAUGGUCGAUGCGCUAUCCCAGAGCGACUCUCGUAGGCCGGAGAAGUACCUCUCGCCCUCCGCUGCCGAGGGUUACGAUCGAUACGUCGCCCAUCCGGCCAUUCCAUCCCCUACCACCAUCGACAGAUCCGCCCAACAGCAGCAAUUGCAGCGCGAGGCGUUCGGUAGUCAGCCAGUCAGCGGAACGCAGAACGCAGAGUAUAUUCCCCUGGGGUAUGCGCGGCCAACCAGAGAGCUCGAGUGGAACAGGGAUGGGCCAGCGAUGAAGACGCAUGGAGUGGCAUGGAAGAGGGACGCGGCGGUGCUUGCUUCCGCGCCGGAGGGGCCAAGAUGGGUGCAAGCCAGACCGCCGAGGGAAAUGGCGGUGCAGGGAGGGGGUUGGUGGGAGAGCGGAGGCGAGUAA
Dioszegia hungarica is the source of this 1215-nucleotide messenger RNA. RefSeq lists its product as uncharacterized. The transcript has 2 exons. The record is from RefSeq and is a predicted model, not a curated record. Bases 1 to 1215 code for a protein of 404 amino acids. Lineage: Eukaryota; Fungi; Basidiomycota; Tremellomycetes; Tremellales; Bulleribasidiaceae.